CUGCCUAGUCUUAUGAGGAUACCCGCUGGUCAGGCCAUCAUGUGGGCAGUGGCCGACCAAGUGACUGGCUUCAGUGUCCUCAUCUUCCAUCCCCACCCUUGCUAUAGCUUAGGCCAUUGAAAGUCUUUAAUGGAAGAUUGGAGAAGGCAUUGUCUGGUGGGGUGAAGAGGAUGAGGCCUUGGUUUGAGUUGUUGAGCUGGUCUCCAAGUUGGGUGCUCUUCAGUUGCCUGAGCAGUGAGAAGGAUGCUUAACUGCCCAGCCUUCUCUAGGAUUGCUGUGAUGUUGGUAGAGCCAGAAGGGGCUGGGCCGUUUGUAGGUAAAUGAGCUAAGGUUGUGGUGAACAGAAGGGUGAGCAGUAGGGGGGAAGUGAGAAAUGCCAGACAUUCCAAGGAGAAUCGGCCGAUUUCCGAUCCGAUUCACCGAUUCUUAAAACUCUAGAACGAGACUACUGACUCGAGCAACACUUGUACCUCCGAGAUUAUUCUUCGCAUGGAACGCAUAUGCAUGUACGAGAGAGAGAGAGAGAGGGAGCCAUUUCUUCUUCUUCGCAGUCGUCACCCUGGAAAGUGUUAAGAGAUGGGAGAAGAGCAAAAAUCGAUCCCGUCAUAUGUGAAGGCGAUCGCAGUUUCGAUCGGAGGGAUUUUUGAAGCAUGUUGUCUGCAACCGAUCGACGUUAUAAAAACGAGGUUGCAGCUUGACAGGUCCGGUUCUUAUAAGGGAAUUCUCCACUGUGGUGCUACCAUUGUCCGGACCGAAGGUGUGCUAGCUCUAUGGAAAGGUUUGACUCCCUUCGCCACUCAUCUCACCCUCAAGUGUGCUCUUCGUAUGGGCACCAACGCCCUACUUCAAACUACUUUCAAGUACUCUCAGACUGGAAAUCUCAGUAAUCAUGGACGUUUGCUUUCUGGUUUUGGUGCUGGGGUACUCGAAGCACUCGUUAUUGUUACUCCAUUUGAGGUGGUGAAGAUUAGACUGCAACAACAGAAAGGAAUGAGCGCUGAGCUUCUAAAGUACAAGGGUCCUAUACACUGUGCUCGGAUGAUUAUCCAUGAGGAAGGCCUCUUGGGGCUCUGGGCUGGUGCUGCUCCCACUGUGAUACGUAAUGGAAUAAACCAGGCUGCCAUGUUCACAGCAAAGAAUACAUUUGAUGUAUUCCUUUGGAGAAAAUAUGAAGGAGAUGGAAAGGUCCUCCAACCAUGGCAGUCCAUGGUAUCAGGGUUCAUGGCAGGAACUGUAGGUCCAAUAUGCACGGGCCCCUUUGAUGUAGUGAAGACAAGGCUCGUGGCUCAGAGUCGAUCAGGGAACGGGGUAAAGUACAAGGGCAUGUUCCAUGCAAUCAGAACCAUUGCUGCAGAAGAAGGUGUGCUUGCAUUGUGGAAAGGAUUGCUGCCUAGGCUUAUGAGGAUACCCCCUGGUCAGGCCAUCAUGUGGGCAGUGGCUGACCAAGUGACAGGCUUCUAUGAGAGGAGAUAUAUACACAAUGCAUCCUUAUAGGCACAACAUACAUUGUUCAUUUCCUUGUUCCGGCCACUUCACUUGUCUAACAGAAUGCCACAUUGCCAUGGAUGGGGAGUUCAACUAGCACUUGCUGAGAUGAAAUUGGCAGAGAUCAAAUGGGGUUCCUUCACAUUAUAUACUUGCAUGGUGUACCAUGAAUUGAACUUUUCCCAAUUCCAAGUGAACAAUGACUCCUGGGUCCGGCAAAUGGUGCCAUUACGCUGAAGCCUGCAAUUUGAGAAGACAUGAACAUGGAUCCAUUUUGUGAUUUUGGACUACCAAAGAAGCUUCCUUGUGUCAGAAUCAUAUGAAUGGUGGGAAUGUGACCUUCACUGUGAACUAAUUCCUUGGAAUUCAAAACAAGUCUAGUCUUCAAAGCCUGGAUAAUGGACAAUGGAGUUCAUAGAGUUUGGUUUUAUCAGAACCUAACGGUAUGUUUAAAUGGUUCAUUUGCUUUCUAAACAAACCAGUUUUUCAGAGCAAGUUAUGCACAUUGCGU
Molecule: messenger RNA, 1996 nt
Organism: Macadamia integrifolia
Lineage: Eukaryota; Viridiplantae; Streptophyta; Magnoliopsida; Proteales; Proteaceae
Product: mitochondrial succinate-fumarate transporter 1-like
Exons: 3
Coding region: 577-1494 (305 amino acids)
Biological process (GO): succinate transport; fumarate transport
Source: RefSeq, a predicted model, not a curated record